Diabrotica virgifera virgifera (western corn rootworm) is the source of this 2286-nucleotide messenger RNA. RefSeq names its product nose resistant to fluoxetine protein 6-like. Gene Ontology annotation, molecular function: acyltransferase activity, transferring groups other than amino-acyl groups. The transcript has 13 exons. The record is from RefSeq and is a predicted model, not a curated record. Bases 79 to 2115 code for a protein of 678 amino acids. Lineage: Eukaryota; Metazoa; Arthropoda; Insecta; Coleoptera; Chrysomelidae.
AAACAAUUACAGACAUAACUUGGGCGUCAGAACCGAUCGGGACAACUGCAAGGUACAACAACUAAAGCGAAUAAAAAAAUGGAAAAUCACGUAAGAAUAUUAUUUUUGAUUGUAAUAAUAAUAGUGCUUUCGUUGGUUUUGGGCGAAACAAGUAUUGAAAGUACCAUUAGUGAUGUAUUAAAUAAGAAAAAUGUGUUAUCUGAAAGAUGUCAACAAGAUUUGAAAGCUCUUUUACAGAGACUGCAUAGUAAGGAAGAAGACAAUAAUUGGGCAUCCAAAAUGAUCGAAGCAACGUCCAGGAUAGCUAUGGAAGAAUCUUCAUAUGACUACGGAGACGUAGGUCAUUUUGAAGAAUGUGUUCGAUUGCAAUCUAGAGAAGAUAACAUUAAAGGAAAAUAUUGUAUUGCAGAUAUUGCUUUUAAAUACAUAAAUUUCACAGGAUACUCACCGAUAAGUCAGAUUCCCAUAAAAGAGCUAACGAUACGCAUAAGUGGAGGAAUGCAUUUGCUGAGAUUUCCAGUACGGGCCAUGUGUCUGCCCAAUAAUUGCUCAGAUUCGGAUGCCGGUUAUUUGAUGAAUCAAUUGCAACAUCCCAAUACUACUGUAAGGUAUUUUGUGUGUCAGACUGAGGAGGAAGUUAAUAUACCAUUAGAUAACAAUGCGUAUUUGGGCAUAUAUAUAUUGGCCGGUAUUAGCUCAAUUGUAAUUCUUGCAACAAUAUACGAUUUUUAUUGUCAGAACUACAUGCAAAAAAAUGGUGCAAAGGCUGUGGUAGCUUUUUCCAUAUACACCAACAGCAAGAAUCUCUUUCAUACAAGUAAUCGAGUGUCAUCUCUAGACUGUUUAGACGGUAUUAGAGUCAUGAGUAUGGUAUGGGUUAUGGCUUUUCACGUAUACGUAAAAUAUAUGGCUUCCUAUAUAUUUAAUUCAAAAGAUUCAAUACAGAUUACUGGAAGUUUAUUAGGUAUUUUAUUCUCGACUGGACAUUUAGCAUGUGAUGCUCUUUUUUUGAUCGGGGGCACCUUAGUUACGUAUGUGUAUUUUUCUAAAACUAAAGAUGGAGACUUAACCCUUUAUAAUAUUAUAAAACACUAUCUUCACAGAUAUAUUAGACUAACUCCAGCGCUGAUUGGAGUGAUUAUAGUAUCAGCCACUCUUUUAAAAUAUACGGGUUCGGGUCCAAAAUGGCCGCUUAUAAAUAGUGUAAGCCAAGAAGGAUGUCAAGAGUACUGGUGGUCUACUAUACUCUAUAUUCAUAAUGAACUGAAUUUGGGUAAUAUGUGUAUAGGACAUACUUGGUAUCUAUCCGUAGACACACAGCUUUAUCUACUAUCACCACUGAUAUUUUACAUGCUUAAAAAACACACAAAGGUGGCCAUAAUGUUCUUAGUCCUUGGAAUAUUGGCGGCAAUAGCUUUGGCGUUCAAAAGAGGAUACGAUGGUCAUAUCAUGACUGAAAUCAACAACGUCUACCAAAGGAACACACCAAUGAUGUUUCUUAUGUUUUACUUUUACCUGAGUACCGAAUCUAGAGCUGCACCUUGGCUUAUGGGGACGAUUUUGGGCUACUUUCUUACCAGGCCACGGUUUAUACUAAAACCAUUACCUAAGAUGGUCCUGAUUCCUAUAUGGACAAUAACUUUUGCUGUGCUCUUGCUAUGCGGACUAGGAAACCACCCUCUCUUGAGGGUGGAAGAAUUUUCUAGAUUAGAGAAUGCGUUAUUUGGCUCCCUUGUUAGGCCUUCUUUUGCAUUGGCAGUUGGGUGGAUAAUAUGGGCUUCUGCAACCAACCAUGCAGGAAUUAUCAACAAGAUACUGUCUUGCUCCGUCUUUCAAUUUAUCAACAAAUUUAUCUACAGUAUGUACCUAAUUCAUCCUAUCUUUUUGGACGUUUUGGUCUAUUCUCAAAAAAGUGUGAUAGAGUUUAGUAUAUUUAAUCUGGCAUAUUGGUUCUGGGGUGUAUUCAUGCUUACAUUGUUAGUUUCAUUCAUAUGGGUUCUAGUGUUUGAAAUUCCACCAGUAGCUCUAGAGAGGCUUGUUUUUGCUAAAAUAGAAUCAAAAUUAAAAGCCAAGGAGGAGAAGCUUACUGAAGUAUCUUCGAGUUUAACAAAUUGAGGCAGUGUUGAUAAUAAUUAUUAUUAUUUCUGCCAAAAAUGUCAAGAUAAAACUUUUAUUUAUUAUUUUGGUGUAUAACGCAUAAUAUAUAAUAUAUAUUGUAUUAAACUCUUGUUUUUAGAAAAUUUAAAAUUGAUAUUUACUUUAUUGGUAAUAAAAUGAUUAUUUUAA